AUGGAGUGGUUCCACCAUGACGUGGCUGGACAGCCUAUGUCUUUCAGCGAUCUUAUAUCCAGAUUCAUGCAUUCUCAGGAGGAUGAUUACAGACUUGAACUCUUCUCAAUCAUGGCUUGGCUGCUGUGGAAUAGGCGCAACGCCAAGCACUUUGGCCGCCCAGUCCAGCCACUCACCAAGAUAUGUAGCUUGGCCGGUACCUACCUCCAUGAAUUCCUUGCAGCCCAGGCCAAGCCCCCAAAACCCCCUGAUCCAAUAAUUCUGCAGCAGUGGAGACCCCCUGAUAAUAAUGUCUAUAAGGUGAACUUUGAUGCAGCCACAUUUCGGACCACCAAUUCAGCAGGCACUGGAGUUAUCGUUCGUGAUUGUGCAGGUGAGGUCAUUGGUGCUCUCUCAAUGCCAAUACCGUUGCCCCAAUCAGUUGCAGCUGUGGAAGCUCUGGCAUGCCGCCGAGCAGUAAAGUUUGCUGCAGAAAUUGGCUUGACUCGGGUGGUGUUCGAAGGCGACUCAGCUGUGGUCAUCAAUGCAAUUUCCUCAACCAAGGGCGACCAGACCAGCUAUGGAAAUGUUAUUGAGGACAUUUGUGCUGUUGCUUCGGGUUUCCAACUGGUUGAGUUUCAUUAUGUUCCUAGAGUGUGUAAUACAGUUGCUGAUGCGCUUGCAAAAAAAGCAAGCACAGUGACUGAUAUCCAGGUCUGGUUGGAGGUUUGUCCAACUGAUAUUAUCCCUCUUGUGUUAAGGGACUUUUCAAAUGUAAGGAAUGAUCCAUGA
This is a messenger RNA of Quercus robur (English oak), 771 nucleotides long. RefSeq lists its product as uncharacterized. The coding region runs from base 1 to 771 and encodes 256 amino acids. Lineage: Eukaryota; Viridiplantae; Streptophyta; Magnoliopsida; Fagales; Fagaceae. The transcript has a single exon. Gene Ontology annotation, molecular function: nucleic acid binding; RNA-DNA hybrid ribonuclease activity. The record is from RefSeq and is a predicted model, not a curated record.